Cercospora beticola is the source of this 5346-nucleotide messenger RNA. RefSeq names its product Ras-GEF domain-containing protein. Gene Ontology annotation, biological process: positive regulation of GTPase activity; Ras protein signal transduction. Lineage: Eukaryota; Fungi; Ascomycota; Dothideomycetes; Mycosphaerellales; Mycosphaerellaceae. Gene Ontology annotation, cellular component: plasma membrane. Gene Ontology annotation, molecular function: guanyl-nucleotide exchange factor activity. The record is from RefSeq and is a predicted model, not a curated record.
CCGGGAAAUGCCUCCAGACGCUGCUGCCAGAUGCCUCGUGCGGUGUAUUCGCGUCUCCCACUGUCGCUCAUUCGCGUUGACGGCAGUGACAUGACCUGUGCCCACAGAACAGCAUCGUGGUGUGAUGAGAGCUGGACGCGUCGCCGCCAAAACUGAUGAUGAUGACGCCCGACAAUCAAACCUACAACCACUGACUCGACCGUGCAUGACCAUCUCGACGCUGUGGAGGGAGCGAGGCGCGCUGACGUAGCCAAGCUGGAGAGCCUCUACAGAAGGACUCGAGAGAGUCUCGAGCACCGCAAAAGUCAAUGGCUUCACAAUAUCAUGGACAGAGGCACGCUCGCGAGAAAGCGCCAGAAGGACACCGCCCAGCUUGGCCGGCCACCGGUGCGACUCCGACAGCAUAUUAGGACGCAGAGCGACUCUACCACACCACGCGCCGAAUCCCCCAAGUCUCCUAUCUCGGCAAGAAUCCGGAGGAAUGAAGACGGCUUCUUCGAGGGCGCGCACAAGCGCAGCGACACCGUGCCGACGCUGGGCAAGUCGAGCGUCUACGACGACGAGAACUCCCAGCAUUUCACUGUAGUGAACGUGGGCGCUGGUGGAGUGCUGUACUUGAAGCCCAGUCGCGCAGCACAUGCCAAUCCGAACUAUGCUCCAGCAACACCGCCGGCGACGGCGGAUAGCGGGGAUUCAUAUUACGUCUAUGCAGACCAAGGCGAACAGCCCCUGCUACGCGCAGAUCAUGGCUCACUCCACUCCUCCGUCUACUCUGGUAUCCGGACUCCUCGUCUUUCACGUUCGCGAACCACUGCGCACCUCGAAACGCGAUCCUCAAUACCGCCCAUCACCUUGCAAGGCUUACAGGAGCGACGAAUGACCCGGUCUGCCUCUUGCUCGACCGUGAAUGAAAGAGAGCCCAGGCUGGAUGCGCACGAGUUUCAGCUUCCCACGAAAAAGAACGAAAGACCGAGGCGGCGGCGUCGAAGUUCUGCGGAUACAGACCGAGGCGAACUGGGCGUGCGCAUACCGCAUUAUCGUCUCGGGACGCCACGAUUCAGCAAUGGGGGAAGAGCGACCUUGCAUAGCUCUAUUUACACCACGUCAACAAUCCCGUCCUCGGUGCUUUCUCAAGCAGAGUAUGAGAAGAUCUUCCCAAUUCCGCCGGGACGAGGUCUCAGCUUGAUCGCAACUCAAUCAAAUGGCCAGCUCUAUGUCCAUCCUUCCAAUGCAUACUCAGGAAGCAUCGCUGGGAAUCCCUACGGCUCCCACAGGCCUUCGACAGUGGGCCUGAUUACGCCUUCCUCGUUCGACAAGAUCGAAUCAAAUCUGGACAAUCCGGCGUUUGUUCAUUAUCAUCCUACAACAGGACAAAUUGUUGCGGCAACCCCAGCACGUCUGAUUGCUCAAAUCACCUCGCCCGACUUCCUGGACUAUGAGCUUCUGGCGGACUUUUUCUUGACCUUUCGCUGUUUCAUGCAAUCAGAAGAGCUGCUGGACUACUUGUUCGCAAGAUUGAGAUGGGCCUUGACCAGCGGCAACGAUGGUGGCCGCAUUGCGAGAGUGAGGACUUUUGUAGCUCUGCGUCAUUGGAUCCUAAACUACUUUGCCGAUGACUUCCUGGACGAUGCCCCGUUCAGACAAAACUUCUGUGACUAUGUCAAUGAGCUCACCGCAGUUCUUCGACAGCGUCCCGAUCGGGGCGGCGGUGACAUAAACAUCGUCUCGGAGUUGAAGAAGUGCUGGCGACGAACGUGUGCCUUGUACUGGUCAUCAACUGACGCGCUAGAGACGUCUACAGACGCAGACAUCUAUCCCGGUGGCCUUCGCCUGCAAAACGGGACCCCAGCUGCGGCUUCCGCGCUCAGCCUCCCGCUCUCGAUUCGCCCGACUACAUAUCGCGGUUCGAUCUUCGAGAUGACCACCAUCCAGCUGCCCGACCAGCCGCCACCCCGGCAUAUGGCGCUGACGAACGGCAACGAGCCUGGUCGACGUUCGACUGUAACGACAAAUCGGACAGCCAGCAUUCCUGCAUCACCCCAAAGCGCGGAGAGCCUCGAAGUGCUUUCGUGUUCGGUUCCAUUCCUAAGGUACAUUCGUCCAUCGGCAAGAGCUAGGGAAAAGCCGGAGCCGCGAAUUGCAGGCGCUCCUCCUAAAUCAAGAAAGGCAUCGAGACCGAGGCAGCACAAACGGAGCGGCAGCUUCUCAGAUGCGUUACGUGACAAGCGUACGCCAUUAGCUGCUUCGCCCAAGGCGGAUAAGAUUGAGCUGAAAGAUCUUUCUUCGUUUGCCGUGACAGGCGGUCUAGUGCGCGGGCUUUUGCUCCAGCCAUCCCCUCCCAAUGUGGAUACUACUGUGCCGGUCACGCCUGGACCAGAACUAAACGAAGGGCGAUUCCCCGGCAAUGAUCUGGACAGCGAUGCACACAAUCACAAUCUUGGGGUCAGAAAGUUUGUUGUGGAAGUGAAACGUGCGCUCAGCACUCGUAAGACAAGCAGCAGCAGAUCACCAGCCCGAAGUGCGAGCUCUAAGGGUUCACAAGGCUCACGAGAUGGCACUGAGAGGCACAGGCCAGACAAGCGGCGCUCGCCUGAUUGGCAACAACUGCAGGGAGCGGCGCGGUUGGAUGUGCUCGGUCUUGCCAUCGAAAAGUCGUACCAAGGUGCAUGGGACGAGUUCGCACGCACUGAUGUGACUCCCAUUCAGGAAGUGCCCUCUGCAGAAGUACCCUCGGGAGAAGUGAAAGCCUCACAGACAUCUCGGCCACAAACCGCGACCAAGGACAAAUCGCUACCUACUCAACCGUCGAGUGGUGAGCCAUCGAGCGGCCAGGCCAAAUCGUUCCAGGUCAGAGACUUUAGUCGUCCAGACACACAUGUCACGAAUGGAAGCAGAUCAAUAGUCAUCGUGGAUGCCACUGGUGCGCCAGAGUUACCCAUGAUGUCGGGCGCUCUACCUUCGCUUCACAGCAUGACUCCGGAGAUGGUUCCGGUACCUCUUUUCCGCAAUCGCGCGACUUUGAGAAGGUCAUCGAGCACGCCACACAUUCCUCAUGGGCCGCCUCGCACAGCAUCUGUCGAACCAGGGUACCACUGGCGCUCUUCCGAUGCUCGUAUGCAUGAUCUCCUUAGCUCUUCCGACAGAUGGAGCGCCGAAGAUAGCAGUCGUCAAGGUCACAGUGCUAUGUACACUGAUUCUGGUCAAGCCCGCAAGUCAUCCAUCGUGACAUCGGGACUGGAUCUGCAAGCACUGCCACAGCAGCUACGAAGAGUACCUGGUGGUAACCUGCGCGAUGUUAACCAUGUUCGGUCGCUGGAGAUGGUUCAGCCCCGACCACGAUCCGAGGGCUCGCUGGCGACUACCUUCUCCCGCGCGUUGACAGCUUCGAAGCGAACAACCGAGGACGGCGGCGUUCCCCUUCCAGAUCUGGAUGAGCUCAAGAAGAAUUCGGUAGUCCUGCUGGCAACGCACUCCUCGCAGCCAGUGUUGAGACCUUCGUUCGAAUCAGAGGCCAGAAAGCUGAAAGGAAUUCCAGACUUGGAGUUUGAGGGUGCUGGAGGUAUAGAAGAUGCCCUGCUGAAACUAGAAGGCAAGAUCCCAAGCCCAUCUAUGAGUGGAUUUGCAGGCUCCGGAUCCGCUUCUGAAGCUUCAGACGAAUCGAGAAAGUCUCAACCCGCGACUACACAGCCUACCUCAGUAACGGGGCGGGAUGACUCCAGGUCACCUCGUCCAGGCCCUCCAGCACUAAGAGAGCUACCUGCCAGCGACGUGAAGCCCGUCUAUGGUGAUAUUCCGAUGAAAAUCUCGCCAUCUAUUCAGAGCAGUCACCCUAACAUGGGCACGCCGGUGACUGAGACACAGGGCGCCAGCAUCUUCCAUGCCUCUGGAAUCAAUACUGGAUUUCCAUUCGCGUUCGAAGCAGAGCCACGUGAGGAGCCGGGCAGACAUCUUGCUACGACCGAGUCCAGCCCCUCCAAUUCAGUAGUGCCAACGACUGCCAGAUUCAGUCGAUAUCCAAUCACUGAUCCAUAUACAUCUGCUUCGACACCAGAUUCUAUCGCGUACGUACAGUCACCGCUCAGCAUCAACACCAAUUCCGCAGGAUUUCGCCUUCCCUCGGUAGCCUCUUCUGCGAUCCCAAGUUUCAGGCCCGGGCCUUGGGAACAUCAGAGGUCGUUCCUACUUGACGAUAACCGCAGUAUCAGUGAUAUCUCAACUGAAAUUGCGGACAUCGAAUAUCAGAAUGGCACUGUUGUUCACGGACAUUUCUUCGAUGAGACCAGUAACAGGCGACACUUUUCCUCGCGGCCAUUAGAGACCAUAGCUGCUACGCCGCCAUCUACAAUUGCAGAGCCCACCUUUGAGUCCCCUGACAGGAGACAAUUAUUGCCUCGAGCUGUGCCAGCGCGGCCUGGUCAGACACUGAAGCAGAAGAUCAGCAAUCCAAAGCUCCAAGAGCUUGCCUCUAAUCAACCUUUCCCUCGACGCCCAGGAGACACAUUUAACCGUGCUCACACUACUCCAAGCCCUUCGGUGGAAGACAACUCUACCACAGCUCAUGAGAAUCAUAUCCCUUUCGUGCUGGCCUACGAGUCUGAAGUCAUCGCUGAGCAACUCACAAUCAUUGAGAAGGAUGCACUGGACGAAGUGGACUGGAAAGACCUGAUCAGUCUCAAUUGGCAGCAAAGUCCGCCUCAGAUUCGCAACUGGGUCGACUAUCUCAACAAGGAGACGUCCAAUGGCAUCGACAUCGUCAUUGCACGCUUCAACCUGGUUGUGAAAUGGUGCAUCUCGGAGAUCGUGCUAACUGAGGCUCCAAGCGAGCGAGCGAGGGCGAUCACGAAGUAUAUCCACAUUGCAAGUCAUUGCCAUCGCCUCCGGAAUUACGCGUCGCUGUACCAAAUUACACUCGCUCUCCUGUCGAACGAGAUCAGCCGUCUCACCAUGACCUGGUCUCUUGUGGCUCUUCGUGAGAAACACAUGCUGGAGCAGCUCGAACAGCUCUGUCGCCCUCUGCGAAACUUUCAUCACCUCCGCGCAGAGAUGGAAACAGCCAUGCCGGGCAACGGUAUCAUUCCAUUCAUCGGUCUGUACACCCAUGACUUGAUGUUCAACGCGCUCAAGUCGGCUCGCAUCGAUCCACCAGCACCGGGCAAAGAAUCACUUGUCAACUUUGAAAGAUAUCAAACGGCAGCCGCGAUUGUGAAGAAUCUCCUGCGCUUGAUCGAAGCUAGUUCAAGAUACACUUUCCAUCCAGAACCGGAAGCCCUCAGCCGAUGCCUCUGGAUCGCCGCACUGGAAGAUAGCGAGAUCCAAGUUCGGAGCAUGAACCUGGAGAAAGAUUGA